GUCAACUGUGUCUGAGUACAUACGCUUGUUUUUGACUUGCCGACGAAAUUCUAGGAGUUUUUGCGCAUUUCAACAUUCGUCGAUAAAAUUAUCUUCAAUUUGUGAAUGGUUAUGGUCCACGAGCAAAGCAAAAUGCCCGAAGCCAGUGAAAACAAAUCCCAGAGCGAGGAAGCUUCGAAAGACAAAGAGCCCACAAACGGCGACGUUUACUACGUGACUCGAGCCGACGGAAAUGUUCACCCAGCACAGAUAAUUCAGUCGCGAGUGAGCGAAUUCUCCAGCGAAUAUUAUGUGCAUUAUGUCGGCCUGAACCGGCGCCUGGAUGAAUGGGUACCGCAGGAGCGCUUGACAAACGUCGUUGUAGGUGAAAAUGGGAUCGUAGAGACGGAAAGCCAGUCGAGUGCCAACACCAAGACCCUGAAGCAGCUCAGCAAGGAGCAACUAGCUUCGCUAGAAAACCCAUCUCCCGUCGAGAACUCCGAUCGGAAGCUAACUCGCAACCAGAAGCGACGUCACGAUGAGAUCAAUCACGUCCAGAAAACUUACGCGGAAAUGGACCCCACGACGGCCGCUCUGGAAAAGGAGCACGAAUUAAUUACGAAAGUGAAAUACAUAGAUAAGUUACGCAUAGGAAAAUUCGAAAUCGACACCUGGUACUUCUCGCCUUAUCCGGACGAAUACGGGAAAGUGGGGACGCUCUACGUUUGCGAGUACUGCCUGAAGUACAUGAAGUUCGACAAAACGUAUCGUUACCACGCUACCGAAUGCGUCCAAAGGACCCCGCCCGGGACGGAAAUAUAUCGAAAAGGGACGAUUUCGGUGUUCGAGAUAGACGGGAAGGACCACAAGAUCUACUGCCAGACGCUGUGCCUGAUGGCGAAGCUGUUUCUCGAUCACAAAACUCUCUACUACGACGUGCAGCCGUUUUUCUUCUACGUCCUGUGCGAAAUAGACAAGAAAGGAGCUCACAUCGUUGGGUACUUUUCGAAAGAAAAAGAAUCUCCGGACAACAACAAUGUCGCCUGCAUUCUAGUCUUACCCCCGUAUCAGCGCAAGGGCUACGGGAAAUUCCUGAUUGCAUUCAGUUACGAGUUGUCGCGGCGGGAAGGGAUCAUCGGGAGCCCGGAGAAGCCACUCUCGGACUUGGGCCGUCUCAGCUAUCGCAGCUUCUGGGCUUACACCCUCCUGGAACUGAUGAAAGAGUGUCGCACCACGACACAGUCGAUAAAGGAGCUCAGCGAGCUGAGUGGGAUCACCCAGGAGGAUAUUAUCUACACCUUGCAGUCGAUGAAGAUGGUCAAGUACUGGAAGGGACAACAUGUGAUAUGCGUGACGCCAAAGACGGUGGCCGAGCACCUGCAGAUGCCGCACUUCAAAAAACCCAAAUUGACCGUGGACCCACAGUUUCUGCGGUGGAACCCUCAGAAGCGGGCGAAUAAUGCAAAGUUCAAAAAAUUAAGUUAAUUGAGGAGAGUGAAUGUGAAAGUUUGUGAUGAUGUUCUAAAUGUUAAAUGAAAGUAUUACGAACGCUUAAUAAUAAAAUUAUUUGAAUAGGACCCUAGAA
This is a messenger RNA of Hermetia illucens (black soldier fly), 1564 nucleotides long. RefSeq names its product histone acetyltransferase KAT8-like. The record is from RefSeq and is a predicted model, not a curated record. Gene Ontology annotation, biological process: regulation of DNA-templated transcription. Bases 106 to 1464 code for a protein of 452 amino acids. The transcript is spliced from 2 exons. Lineage: Eukaryota; Metazoa; Arthropoda; Insecta; Diptera; Stratiomyidae. Gene Ontology annotation, molecular function: histone acetyltransferase activity.